UCGCGCGUAAAGUUGUGUUGACAGGAUCGGCAGGAGUUGUCAGCGGAACAGCAGCAGCCGAAUGGAGUAACCAUAAAGCUAUAACUCCAGACGGAUCAUCUGUUAUUAUUUUAGAAGCACUGAUUACACAGUCAAAACUGCGAAACCAUGGCCGACGACCAGUCCACUCAAUCCUGGACAAUCGACAGGGAUGACUACGAACUCAAUGAGGUGAUAGGGAGCGGAGCCACUGCAGUCGUCCAGGCAGCAUACUGCAGGCCCAGGAAGGAGAAGGUGGCCAUCAAACGCAUCAACCUGGAAAAAUGUCAAACUAGCAUGGAUGAGCUCCUGAAAGAGAUUCAGGCCAUGAGCCAGUGCCACCAUCGGAACAUCGUGUCUUACUAUACCUCCUUCGUGGUGAAGGAUGAGCUGUGGCUGGUGAUGAAGCUGCUCAGUGGUGGCUCAGUGUUGGACAUCAUCAAGCAUAUCAUCUCUCGUGGCGAGCACAGGUCCGGGGUGUUGGAUGAGGCCAGCAUCGCCAGCAUCCUGAAAGAGGUCUUGGAGGGUCUGGAGUACCUUCACAAAAACGGACAGAUUCAUCGGGAUCUCAAAGCUGGAAAUAUCCUUCUUGGAGACGAUGGCUCAGUGCAAAUUGCCGACUUUGGUGUGAGUGCCUUUCUAGCAGCCGGAGGAGACAUGACGAGGAACAAGGUUCGGAAGACGUUUGUGGGGACACCGUGCUGGAUGGCUCCUGAGGUCAUGGAGCAGGUGCGCGGCUAUGACUUCAAAGCUGACAUUUGGAGUUUCGGGAUAACAGCCAUUGAACUGGCCACAGGGGCUGCACCAUAUCAUAAAUACCCUCCUAUGAAGGUGCUGAUGCUGACUUUGCAGAACGACCCACCCUGUCUGGAGACGGGCAUCGCAGACAAAGAGAUGGUGAAGAAGUAUGGCAAGUCGUUCAGGAAGAUGCUCUCCCUGUGCUUACAGAAAGAUCCUGAAAAAAGGCCAACCGCUGCUGAGUUGCUGAAGCAUAAAUUCUUCACAAAAGCCAAAAACAACGAGUAUUUGCAGGAGAGGCUCCUAAACAAAGGUCCAACAAUAAAUGAGCGUUCUAAAAAGGUGCGUCGUGUUCCCGGCUCAAGUGGGCGCCUCCACAAGACGGAGGACGGGGGUUGGGAGUGGAGUGACGAUGAGUUGGACGAGGAGAGUGAGGAGGGCAAAGCUGCUGUGGCUGCUCUGCGGUCCCCCAGAGUGAAGGACGGUUCCCAGAAUCUGGAGCUUUUCCCAGCAGCUGACGGCACCACGGGAAGUCUGCAGCCGCCUGGCGUGGCACAGGAGAGGCCUGCAAACGUGGGCCAAACAGGAGAGGAAGCGGCACCGCAGGCUCCCGCUCAGACAGCAAGCCCUUCACAUGCACCCGCUGCUCAGGAUCCAGCUGCAGCCAAUGCCAGUGUUCCCAUCAGCCUCGUCUUGAGACUGAGGAACCCCAAGAAGGAACUCAAUGACAUCCGAUUUGAGUUCAUGUCUGGCAGAGAUUCUGCUGAUGGAGUUUCUCAGGAGCUGGUCUCAGCCGGUCUGGUUGACGGGAGGGACUUGGUCAUUGUUGCUGCCAAUUUGCAAAAGAUUGUUGAUGAUCCUCACAACAACAAAAAUGUGACUUUUAAAUUGGCGUCUGGCGUGGAGGAGUCUGAAAUUCCUGACGAUGUUAAGCUCAUUGGAUUUGCGCAGCUCAGCAUCAGUUAAGUCGAGCAGAGCCAGAAAUAAAGGACAGAAACUAAUGGUAUUGCACAGCUGCAGUGUAGUCAAUUCCAAGAAACCACUACUGCCAAAGACAGGAGGAGGAAGACGUUGAUGAUGAGGAGGAGGAGACGUGGAGCUGGCAGGAGUGUGACACUACUGCAGGAUGCAUGAGGACCACAGAGAGAAGAGGCUCAGUUCAUCACAGGAAUCACACUUGAAAAGUUUACAGUGCGCUUAUACAGUAAAUGGGAGAAGAGAUGCAAUCAAUUAUAUCAACUCCUAAUUUCUUUUAUUUUCUUCCUCUUCAUACAUAAGCACAAUCCAAACCAUCUCCUGCCAGUACUGGAAGUGAUUGCCUUUUUUUUUUUUAAUUCAACUGUGCCACAAAACUCCAGUGUCGUGCCACCUCUAUACGGCACUUUAUGCUACACUGAAAUUGAAAAAGUGUAAAUUCAGCCUUAGUAAGACAAAUUAUAAUUUUUUCUGAAUAACAAAAUUGCCUAUAUGUGAUUAUGGGGUGUUUUCAAUGUACACUCAUCCAAGAAAUGUAAGAAAACAUCCCAUAACACAGAUACAGAGAACCUUUAAACAAACAGUAGCUUAGUGUUAGUUUUAUAAAUCUGUAAAUUCAGAUGGAAUUGAACUUUAGAAUAUGACAAAAUGACCAGAUUUCUGUACAAGGCAGCCCAGACGUGUGGUGUGGUGGUUUUGUCAAAGCAUAACCAAAGAGUUGAGACUCUGACUGGACUGCUUAAAUCCUUUAGAUCCACACAAAUCCAGAGUAACGGCUCUGCCCCAUGACUGCAGGAAAAACACUUUGAAAGAUCAUUCCCCCAAGGUUUUCAAAGACAGGAAUAUUUAGACCUGCCUAUUAUUCUUGUACUAUGCAAUAGGUAUUUUCUUCUCACCGUAUGUGACCACUGGUUGCUGAAACUUUUUUUUGCUUUGGUUGAAUUAAACCAAUAUCUGUGUUUGCGUCUCACACUGAGUUCAUGAAGUUGUCCUGCCAACCAGGCAGCUCCAGGCAGCUGCAGGGAGAAUUAUUUUCAUUUUCACAAGUAGUUUAAAAAAAACGUAACAAACCAACAGACAGACACGGGUAAUGAUUGCUGUUUUCUUUGUCCCCUGUAAGAGGAUGUUAUUAUUGUUGACCUAUUAUUAUUGAUCUAACAGCUGGGAAGAAUCCUGAAUGCUGGCAGUUAGUGUUGAGCCUGGAGCUGCUCGUUUUACAGGCUGACUUUAAAAUGAACUUCUGUGGGGAUGCGCACACACAAAUUGAAACAAAUUCCUCCAGAGAGAAAAACAGUUUAAAGGGGCAGUUCAUUCAAAUUGGAAAAGAAGAAGCUUGUGUCUUACCUCUUGUGGUAUUCAGAUAUGGAGAUAGUUUUAAUCGUCUUCGUGGAACGUUUUUGAGAUUUGUGUCUCUGAGUACAAUGGAGUUUCAUCUGAGGUCAUGCUCGUCACUUUAGUGAUGUCGAUUGUGGUCCACUGUUCAAGUAAACCACUCUGAUUGAGACUUCAAUAACUCAAAAACUGUUUCAUCCAUUGACAGGACUUUUGGCUCGAUGUAUUUCAGGUCUGUUAUUGCUGAAUACUCAUGACAUGAAGUCCUUCCUUUUUUCAUCUAGCAUCGUUAGCGGGUCACUUUUUCAAUUUGUUCUACAUUUUGGUUAACGACCAAUCAGCUGCUAAGUAUUUUACAUUCCCAUUAGUCUCAGCUGAACUCUGUUUGGUUUACAACGAGCAAAGUUUACAUGCUAACAUGCUAAACUGAGAUUGUGAAUGUGGUAAAACCUCUGAACCUGCUCUAUAUCAGCGCUGUCUUUGUGAGCAUGUUUGCAUGCUGAUGUAAGCAACAAGUCCACAGCACUGCUUGACUUCAUCAUGGAUGUAGGCUGAUCUUUGUAAUUCCAUAACUUAAAUCUGAUGAAGUUUAACAUUAGGUGAACACGGACCCUGCUGUUAAAAAGUCUUAUUGGAACUGUGUGAAUAUAGUUCCUUCUGCAGUCGAGCAAUUAUUAGUUUUAAUGGUUAAUAAAGAAAUGUUGAUUCAUUUUGCUCACAUUAGCGACGUGGUUUAAAAACCUUUGUGCUAUUUUAGUGAAUCAUCUCAAAGACUUGCACAUGAGUUGCCAUUCAAAUUUGGUGUACACAAAUGAUUCAAAUGUUAUCAUGCUAACUAAGCAUAGGGAAUGUGGUUAACACCACAUCCGCUAGAUGUUAGCAUGUUAGCAUUGUGAUUGUGAAUAUGUAGGCAUUCUGCCAUUGGCAUCUAAAUUAUUGCACAUCCUCGCAGAGCUGCUGGCAUGACUGUAGACUCUUCAACAUCACACAAACUCCCAUUUUCCUCUGUAGUGUUACUGAGCAGCACAUGGACUGUCAAACCUCGGCUAAUAAAACCAAACUUGUUCAUGUCUGGAUACCACUGUUGGUAAAUUAAACAAAUCUAUAUUUGGGUGAAGUAACCCUGUUAACGUCCUCCAGAAGCCAGUAUUUUCUUUAGUCUUUUUGUCACUAGGCAACUUGUUUUGACCGUACUGUAGUCUGCUUUUUAAACACUCACCAACGAAUCACUGUCGUCACUCCCAAUGUAGCCGUGUGGUUGUUUUCGUACCACGUGCAAAGGGCUGUGAAAGAGCUCCAAGUUCAGGUACUGAUGUAAAUGGUGUAUGUAAAAGAUGUUGUAAAUGUACGUAUGAUGGCAACUCCAUGCACUGUCACACAAACAUCCUGAGGUUUGUAUGUAACGAUGUAGAUGCAAUGACUCUUUAAGUGUACAUGUCGGAUAAAAGGAACAUUUAACUUGUAAAUAUUGAUUACAGAUUGAAACAGACCGAGGCGCAUCAUGUUCAUUAGACAGAGUUUAAUUUGUUUUGUAGUGUUUCCCACUUUUAUUGGCCUUUUUGUCGGAGCAUCACUAACCAUGCACAAAUGAUUUGUUCAAUUGGCACCUUAUUGAUCUGCUAACAUGCAUUUUAUUUUUCUUUGAUAAUUACAUGGGGAUUCUUUUCAAAAACACUCUGUGCGUUGACGUCAUGAAAUGCAUUUUUUCUCACUGAAACCUGUCAGAGGCGUCUUCAUGAAAUGCUGUUUUUAAAGUGGCACAGGUUACACUUCUCUCCCUGCGUGUGUGUGUACUUGUGUGAUUUGGUGAUACAAUGAUUGAUCAUGAAAGGCUUUGAGCUGAUAUCCACUUUCAAAAUUUCUGUCCCUUUUAUUGUUUACUCAAAGAAAACCCUCAUUCUGCCUCUUUAUGGGUCCUCUGAAUGAUUAGUAUUAAUGUAAUCAUUAGAUUGGCGAGUACAUCUUUCUUUUUUUAAACCUUUUUUAUUUUACAGAUCAUUGCAUAUAUUUUUAAAAUAUGAUUAAUUAUGACUCGUGUAUAUCAACAAAUGCGUCAUUUGAGGUGGAAUAUUUGUGAUAACAGACAAAAAGAGAUUCCUCGACAUAUUUAGAUUAUUGUCAACACAUGAAGAUGAUUUUUGGUAGCUGAAUAAAGUCACAUGAUGGAAUACAA
This is a messenger RNA of Labrus mixtus (cuckoo wrasse), 5236 nucleotides long. RefSeq names its product oxidative stress responsive kinase 1a (gene oxsr1a). NCBI's taxonomy places the organism in Eukaryota, Metazoa, Chordata, Actinopteri, Labriformes, Labridae. The transcript has 17 exons. Gene Ontology annotation, molecular function: ATP binding; protein serine/threonine kinase activity. The record is from RefSeq and is a predicted model, not a curated record. Gene Ontology annotation, biological process: protein phosphorylation. The coding region runs from base 148 to 1722 and encodes 524 amino acids.